UGUUACUUUUUCAUCAAGGGUACACUAUGGUUCCAGUGGUCACAGUUGAACUGGGUCAAUCUGUCAAUUUGACGUGUGCUUUUGAAAUGAAAUAUCAGAGCAACACAUGGCUUUACUGGUUCAAGCAGAGUGCAGGAGAUACUCUGAAUUUAAUAGUGAUGCAGCAGAGAACGACAUCCCCCAAGUAUCAACCAGAAUUCUCUGAUUCAAGAUUCAAUGUAACAUACACCGAUCAUGGCAGCAAUCUUACAAUUUUAUCAAUAGUUGAACAAGAUGAGGGAAUGUAUCACUGUUCUCAAAAGGACACACUUGAAUCUACGUGGAGUGGGACCUAUCUAUCAAUAAAAGAAAACUCUACGAGAACAUUAAGCUACACCGUGGUUCAGGAGUCAACGUCAGUUCAUCCAAAAGACUCAGAGACUCUGCAGUGUUCAGUUCUUUCUGACUCGGAUAACAAAACCUGUUCAGGAGAACCCAGUGUGUUCUGGUUCAGAGCCGGAUCAGCAAAGUCUUUUCCUGAUAUUAUCUAUAUGGAUGCAAAAGGAGCUGGGAAUUGUGAGAAGAGAUCAGACACACAGAAGAGAUGUGUUUAUAACUUCUCUAAGAACGUCAGCUCCUCUGAUGCUGGGACUUACUACUGUGCUGUGGCCACAUGUGGACAGAUAUUAUUUGCAAAUGAAAUAAGCCUUAAAAAAGAUCACCACAUGAACAAAUGA
Molecule: messenger RNA, 716 nt
Organism: Fundulus heteroclitus (mummichog)
Lineage: Eukaryota; Metazoa; Chordata; Actinopteri; Cyprinodontiformes; Fundulidae
Exons: 4
Coding region: 27-716 (229 amino acids)
Biological process (GO): response to bacterium
Source: RefSeq, a predicted model, not a curated record